This is a messenger RNA of Closterium sp. Naga37s-1, 15163 nucleotides long. NCBI's taxonomy places the organism in Eukaryota, Viridiplantae, Streptophyta, Zygnematophyceae, Desmidiales, Closteriaceae. The record is from the annotation of a GenBank genome assembly.
AUGAACCUGCUCAGGCAGCGAGUGGCAGGACCGUCUGGACUAGGCGGAGGGAGGAAGGGGGUGACGAGUGGAAAGACGAAUGGCGCAAGCGCCGAUGGUGAGGAAGACAAUAACGGAGGAGUGGACGGUCAAGGGGACGGAGUGUCUCUUCCACCGGGGGACGAUUGGAGCCGUCGCAAGUGGCCUGAUUUGGGCAGCAGCGGGAGCAGCUUCAGCCUCAGCACCAGCAACAACAGCAACCCCACCUUUUCUGGUUUCCCCCCGCCACCUGUCGCCAACAAUGGCUCCGCUAGUCCUGAGCACAAGCUGGGCUGGCGCCGUCGCUCGCUCUCCGUCUUGCCGCACAAGGCCGCUCUCAGAUCAACCUCCCCCCUCCGCGGCGUCUUCCCCAGCGUGCAGUCGCUGGGCGGCGGAAAGGAGUCGGCGGCGGGAAACGCGCGGGCCCAGCGGAGGGGCGGGGGCAAACUCGCCGGAGAAGCGGAACGCGCGGGGGCACUGCCGGUUGGGGGAGCCGCCGGAGCAGCAGGUGGGGCGGCGGGCGCGGUGAUGAGGCGGCAGGGGCUGAACCUGGGUCCGCGGGGCUCCCCGCAGGGGCUGAACGCGCUGGAGGACGUGCUCAAGGGGGGAUGGUCCUCCGCCGAGUCCUCGCCCGCCGUCACCCCGCAGCGCUCCAUGACCGUUGGGAUCGACAGGACCGGCGCUAGGAGGGGCGGCGGGGCUGCUGCGCCAGCUUUCGCCUCGCCGCCCUCUUUUGGCGGGUGGGAAAGGCGAGCCGCGGCAGAGGAAGCGGGAGGAGCGGGAAGGGCGUCAGACCUGGGUGGGUGGGGUGACGGGGAGGAGGGAGGUGCUGUGGCGAGGGGUAGCGGGCUAGGAGGCGAGGCGGUCAUUCUGGGAACGGGAAUGACGGCGGCAAGCGCGGGGAUGGGGGCAGGACAUCCGCGGAUGGUAGGCGCAGAGGCAGCAAGUGGUGGGAGCCCAUGGCGCGCAGCGGUGGGCCGGAGUGGUAGCGCGGAGGACGGGGGCGCUGGUGGGGAAUGCAGGUGGGGCGAUGAGGAGCGAGGGCAGAAGAGGGCGAUGCGGUCCAAGACGGGCGAUGGGGCGGCGGCAUGGGCGGGAUGGGCGCACGCAGGCGAGGGGUGGCGGGCGGACGCGGGGAACGGAGGGGAGGCGCAAGAGCACAGGGACGCGACAGGCGCGCAGGUGCUGGGGCGGGCGUGGAGCAGGGCGGGGGAGACAGCAAACGGCAUGGGCGGGGGCAGAGGGGCGGCAGCGGAAGGCGCAGGGGGAAUGGGGAGCAACAGAGGAGCCCUGCCGGGCGUGUGGGGCGGGAGAGGGGCAGGGGGCUUAGGGAGACCUGCUGUGGGGAGGCUGGGCGGCGGGGCAAUGCAUGGGGGGGGUGUGGUGGGCGCAGGCCAGGGGAGAGUAACGGCGAUAGCACGUCACCGCAGUCAAAGUCUCGCGGACCUGCUGCAGACGCAGACAGGCGCAGGGGGGAGGUCAGAGGGCGAGGCGGAUGGGCGCGGCGAGGACAGCGGGAGUGGCAGUGAUGGGGAGGGGGAAGGGGAGAAGUGCAUGCGGCGGGGCUUCAGCCUGAACGCCAGUGGCAGCAGCGCGGGGGGCAGCGGCGCGCAUGUGAGCCACAGCGCCCUGGGACGAGGUGGCGCGCAUGUGGUGCGCCCUCCGCAUCUCCCCAGCCCCAGCAUGAGCGCGCUCCCCUUGCUCUCCCACGCCUCAUCCGUUCCCACCGCUGCUCCCCAAUGGAGGGGCCCGCGGGAGGGAGGGGAGUGGCCAGGGAAGGCGGCGGAGCAGGUGGAGGAGCGGGAGAGGGAGGCGAGAGGGAAGGGAAGAGGGGGAGGCGGCGGGAAAGGCGUAACUGAUGGGCGGUUUGCAUGGGACGUUCCGUGGCAGGGACUCGUGAAGGGGGAGGGGGGUGAUGCACAGGAGAGGACAUGGGACGAGGAACGCAGGCAGGGCGGGCAGGGGGGGCGGCAGCGCAAGGAGCGAGAGGAAGGAGGUGGUGGUGAAUCGGAGAGGGAGGGGAGUGAGGAGAGCAGUGAGGAGUGGGAGGAGCAGGAAGACGGGAGGGCGAAGAACGGCGGAGUGCGAAAGGAGCAGGAUCCCAACGAGACCGAGAGUGAGAGCGAUGGGGAGAGCACGAGUGAGAGAGGUAGCGGUGGUGUGGAAGAGGAGGGGUCUGAGGGCGAAGGCAGCACGGGUGAGAGUGCGCAGUGGCAGCAGCAGGGCGGGCGUGCGAGCGAGCAGGGGAGCAGUGGCAGUGGGGAGGGGUCGGUGGUGGUGGUGGAGAGCGACAGUGAUGCAGACGUGCAGAGCGACGCAGCGUGGCACAGCGACGCUGAUGCGCGCAGUGCUGCCCCCUCUCAUGCUUCCUCCGAGGGUGCUCACAGUGACGCCCGUGAUGGUGAUGUGGUUAAGGGGAGAGGACAUGGAAGCCAACGGAGGGCUGCUAGGGGGUACGGUGGUGACGGUGCUGGUGGUGGGGUGGAGGAGCGAGCAGGGCGCGAGCAGACUGCAGUAAGUUUGAAGGUAAACGGGAGAGAGCACGAACAAUUGUUGAAAGGAGGGAGAGGGGAGGAGGAGGAGGAGGAGGAGGAGGAGGAGGAGGAGGAGGAGGACGAGGAGGAGGAGGAGGAGGAGGAGGAGGAGGAGGAGGAGGAGGAGGAGGAGGAGGAGGAGGAGGAGGAAGGGGAGGGGGAGGAGGAGGAAGGGGAGGAUGACGAGGUGGUAGAUGCAGUGCCUAUAUCGCCCACGAUGCUUGCUCUCCUCACAUCCUCCACCACGGCUUACCCCCACCCGUACCCGCUCUCUCCCUUGCACCAUGCGGCCUCCCAGCCUCCCAUGCACAUGCUGAAAGCCAGCAGCAGCAGCAGCGGCAGUGGCAGUGGCGGCAGGCGACUGACUGGGAGUGGGGGCUCUGGCUCCAGGGCACCUGCUGCUGGGGGGCAUGGGCGCAGGAGCAGCGGGGGCAGGGGGAACAGGGGGAAGCAGCGCGUGAGUGAGGGCGGCAGUGUGGUGUAUUGGAGCAGUGGCAGCGGUGGCAGCUGGGGUGGUAGUGGUGCUGACUGGACUCUCACUGACCUUGCUGCCCCCUCCACCUCGCCCACUGACCCUCAACAUUCUCCACAAGACACACCGCAGCUCCGUAGCAUCUUACAGCUGCUCGUUUUCCCAUCUCACUCUCCCGCGUGCCCUGCUGUGCUCGUCGCCUCGCUGCAGGUGGCACCACCCCAAGCUGCGUACAAGGCCAGCCCUGCCACUCCUUCCACCCGUGCCACCGCUGCUGCACCUGCCACCACCGCCACCACCACCGGUGCUUCGAACAGCAGCAGCAGCCCCGGCAGCCACUUCCCCCUGCGGCCUUCCCCUGCCUUUGCCGCUGCCAGACCCCCCCGCCAACCGGCAAUGCCAGGGGCACAGGCAGCGGGGGGAGGGGGAUCUGCAGGAGGCGAGGGGGGGGAUGGAGGGGAGUUCGGGGCACGGGGCAGGAGAGAGGGUUCGGAGAGGAGGGCCCUGAGUCAGCCUAAUUCCCUGCCCCCAUGUUCCUCCAUGCACGACCACCAUGUGCAGAUCCCGCCACUCGAUUCCCCAUCACCCACGCAGGCAUCACCGUUUGCAUCACCGAAUGUGCCAGCAGCCGCCGCCUUCCCCUCCUCCUCGUCCGUUCCCGCCUGCAUGCCCUCCUCCCGCUUCGCCCCCUCCCCCCCGCCCUUCGCUCUCGCCUCUCUGCGCACGUCCUCCCUGCAGCCCUGUGCUGACCCAGCAGCAGCACCAGGGGGCUCGCCUCCCGUAUUCCCCGGUGCAUCAGCAGGUGGGGGUACACGGACUGGACCAGCAGCGGCCUCACCAUCAGCACCCAAGCCAUUGACCUAUCCAGUCUCGUCAGCAGGAUCAGCGGCAGGAGGGCAGCGUGUGUGUGUGCGGUGUGAGGGAGUGGAGAUACCCAAGCAGGCGCGCAUAGGCGGGGACAUCACCGUGUGGUUCACCCUUCGUAACUUCUCCAAACGACCAGUGCGGGGGCAGGUGGAGCUGGUGGUGAGGGUGCAGUGGCACACGGAGCAGGGCGAGGUGGUGGAGAGGGAGGCCAGGGAGCUGGCGCUGCCCAUGGCGCCCGCAGACCGCACGCGUGUGGACGUCAGAGUGCCCCUCGAUGACGCCGCUGCCGCUUUCUCCCACGCCUCACUCUCCGCACACCUGGUGCUCGCAGGCACGCCCGCACACCACAGGCGCAGUGAGGUGCGGCUGGUGCCACCGUACACGGGCCACCCCGCGCACAUCCUGCUGCUCUCAGACGCCUCGCUCUCGCGCCCCCAGUUCCUCACCUGGCGCUCCAUCGCCGCCCUGCUGCACCUCUCCCUCUCCGUCUGGGAUAUCGCUCUGCACUCCUCCCUGCUCCCCCCUUCCACCCCUUCUUCCUCCUCCGACCCCUCCCAACCGCGCUCCACCGCCGUACCCUCUCCUGCGAUUUCUGCAAUUGCCGCUAGCAACCCGUCGCUCCCAGCAGCAAGCAUGCAAGAGGCACGCGCAGAGCAGGUGGCGGGUGCACUGGAGGGCGAGUACUCUCACCUCGCUGCCAGGCCACCGCAUGCCGCAGCACCAGGGUCAGUGGGCAGUGGUUGGGGGGGAGAGAGAGGGGGAGGCGGAGGAGGGGGCAUGGGCGGGGCGAGUGGGAGUCGGUCGCUGCAGUGGCAGCACGAGCAGCGCAUGGCGGCAUCCAUGAAUGAUGCUCUGCUCGCCCGCUCCACACAGGGGGGCGCCCAUGCGCCCGUGCAUGGUGCCGUGCAGCACAGUGCAGCGGAGAGCGUGCAGUCGUGGAACGACGCACCUCAGUUCCGCUCCGCUCCCUUCUCAUCCUUGUCUGCUUCCCAUGCCCCGCUUGUCGUCUCGGUUGCGCCCUCGCAGCCACGCGUGUUCGCACAUGCACACACUUACAGCAUGCAGCAACAGGUGCAACAAGUCCAGCUGCUCCCACAGCAACAGCUGAACCAGCAUCAGCAGCAGCAAAUCGGGUUGAGCAGCAACGGUGCUGCUCGCUUUCACUCCCACUCGCGCCCACCUGAGCUGGUCUUCCCAACUUCCCCGACUGCCUCCUCCCAUUACCCUGCCCCAUUGUCUCCCACGUCUCCUUCCCUUGCUCUCCCAGACUCACCUGCCUCCCCACAUCCCUCACACCACCCGCCCUUCUCUCCCACCGGCCCCACCUCCGUCUCUCACACCCUCUCCUAUGCCCAUGACUCCUCGCCUGCGGCACAUCUCUCAUCACGCCAUGCGCUGCUGCUGUUGACUCAGAAGGGGCCGCGGGCCAAGCACCUGCGCCACCUGCUGCAUAAGGCCCUGCCUCGCGUGCUCGCUUCUGCCACUGUUGCCGCUGGUGCUGGGCAGAAUUCUGCUGGCGCUGCUGCUGCUGCGCGUGAUGCUGUGGCUGGUGAGUUGCAUGUGUUGCUCUCACGUGUGCUCUGCUCGUUACAUUUCUGCCACACAAAACAUACCCCGCCAUUGCCCUCCACUUACCAUCACCAUUAUCCCUCCCCGCAUAUUCAUCCGAUUCUCGCACUCGUAAUUCCCCGCACUUCGCUUUCCCUGUGCCAUUCUCGUCUCUCUCCCACGCCCCUCUCCCCACCUCCCGGCCCCCUGCGUGCAGUGCUGGCGGCGGGCAUAGAUCCCAGCGACCUGUGUGAGUUCCUGCGAGUGUCCUCGCGCCUCGUGCGCUGCGUGGAAGUGCCUCUUUCAGGGCUGGGUGAGGACGGUGUGCCUGCUAAGGCUGCUCGCAAGGGGAAAGGCAGGGCCAGCAUGCUCGCUUGCUUCCGCCCGGUGUCCCCUUUUGCAGCUGCCUCGGCGCACGCGUAUAAGCUUCAUGAGAGCCUGCAGCAGGAGUUUCCAGAGUUCCGCCAUUUCGUCUCCAUCGACCUCCACUCAACAGACGGGCCUGCCCAAUUGAAACAUUUCCGCUGCCCGCUGCCGGCCAUGCUGCGCUUGCAUGCGCUGCCAACAGAGUCCUUCGACCCGCCUCCAGAUGACCUGAUAGUCGCGGGGCACCUGGGCGUGGGGGAUACAUCUGAUGACGACAGCCAUGGGGAUGGGGAUGGUGACAGUGAUGCUGAUGAUGGUGAAUAUGAUGCUUCUCGUAAUGGUGAUGCUCAUGCGGAUGGGUAUGGGGAUGCGGGUGAGGAUGGCGAUGGGGAUGGAGAUCGGGAUGGGGAUGGGGAUGGUGAUGGGGAAGGAUAUGAUGGCAGUGCAUGGGCAGAGCUGGACAGCCAUGGGGGCAUGGGUUCUUAUGGCGGCAGGGAUGAGGGCGAUGCAAGUGACGCCGUGGAGGGCGCUCAUGAGAAUGGCUUUUCUGACUCAGGCACGGUGCUUGACAGCGGUGACUGGGGUGCUUACAGGGAUGACAGGGGGCAUGGAGGAGGGCAGGCGCACAAGGGAGAGGAGGAGAAGGGCGGCACGAGGAGGGGGAGGUAUGCGCGGGGGACCAGCACGGCGAGUGUGGUGUUUCAUGAGGAUGCGGACGCGGAUGACUGGGGUGCUGGCCUGGGGGGCUACUCCCGGAGCACCACUCUCGGGGGCGGCAGGGAGAAGGACAAGGGACGAGACGCGGCGGUGCAAGGUGCUUCGGAGAAUGGGUGGGGGGCAGGGGCUUCGGGGAAAUCAUUGCGCGCGUCGUCAAUGCCCCGUCAGAGGGCGAGCGGGCAGGCACAGGGCGGAAAGCACGCUGUGUCUCCUCCCACGCGCCCUCCUGCGCGUGCCACUUCCCGCCCUGCUCCUGCUGCUGCUGUUCGCCCUCCCAACCAGCGAUACGCCGCCGCUGCUGCUGCUGAUGGCUGUGAGGGGCAGGAGCAGGAGGAGAGGGCAGGGCAGCAAGAGCGGCAGUUAAACCGCAACCUGUCUUUCCAGGGCGAGGGGUGGGAUGGCAGCGUGGCUCACAGUGACGUGGAGCAGCGGCAGCAGCAGCGACAGCAGGAGGGGCAGGGGGGUGCUGCCAUGGAGGGCAGUCAAGGCUCAGGGUGGACGCACGGGGGAGGGGGCGGGGAAGACGAAUGGGGAAGCUACUCCGAGCCAAACAGCAGAAUGCAGCGCAGCAGACCGCAGCAGCAGCAGCGGCAGCAGCAGCAGCAUGGGCGGGGAAACCAGGAGGGGCCCCAGGAGCAGAGUUCCCAAGGGCGGCAAGGGAGACGCAUGAGGGCACGCCCGCCACCGGAGCCUCACUCGCCGCCGUCACCCCUCCACCUGCCCGUUCCAGCCACCCUCCCUGCUGUGCCCAGCGCCAAGGACUCGUUCGCCUCCCCGGACUCCAUGCCCCCUCUCCCCCGCCGCAGCAUCAGCAUGGGGCGUGCCACCACAGGGGCGUCCCUGCCGUCACGGCUGGCAGACAUGGUGCGCUCCCUCACGCCCUCCCGCUUCGACUACCGCCGCCAUGCACACGAGCAGCAGCACGGGGCAGAGGAGGAGGCGGGGGAGGAGGGCAGGGAGCUGAGGGCCGUGCAGAGCUUGAACAGCCGUGGGUUCCGAGGCAGCCGCAGUCACGUGAGGGCAGCGGGGAGUGGGGAGGGGGUGGGAGGUAUGGUGACAGCGGCAGCAGGGAGCAGCUUGAGCCGGCUUGGUUUGGGGACUCAGGGGGCGAGCGCAGGGAAGCAGGGCACGGGGAGGGGUAGAGAAGGGGCCGGGAGGCGGUGGGGUGGAGGGAGAGGCGGUGGGAAUGGUGGCAAGGGUGAGGGCGACGGGCCAGUUGAGCUCACGUCCUCACUCUCCCUCCCCAUGUGGGUUUCGGCUCGCAAUCAACCCAGGGAUGUCAGCCCCACGCGCCUCUCCCUGCCACGUGGCAACCCCUCGUUGCGCCACAUCAGCAGCAUGGGUGCAAGGAGCACGAGUCGAGUGAACUCCCUGGCAAGGAGUGUGAACAAAGGGCCCACUGCCCCUAAUCGCAAGGGCCACCUGGGUGCCACUGAACCCCCCACGUCCUACACCCGCAGCCUCAGCGAGAGCCAUGCCACUGCUCGCCGAACCACUCUUCCGAGCCUGCUGGCGAGCCUUGGGAAGCCACCGAAGCUGGUGCCUUUGGAUGGGGAGGGGUCGGAGUAUGGGAUGGCAGUGGUGGCGGUGCUGUCAGCGCUGCCCAUGCACGCCAAGGUGGCUGCUGCUCUCGCAUCGGGCGUGCAACACAGCGCUGGAAUGGGUGGUGGUGUCAGUGGAACCUCGUUUGAGGGCUACACAGGCACCUCCGUGCAUCGCCUCACCUUGCUGCAGGUGGUGGCAGCGUGCAUAUGGGCGGACCUGCAGUACGAUCUGCUCCACUCACGCCCAGCCAUAGAAGCAGCAGCUGCAGCAGGGCCCGCCACCUCACAUCCCGGUGCCUUCUCUCCCGCACUGCUCCUGCCACAAGCUGCCGCCCUGCUGGCAGAGCUGGAGCGCCAUGCCUCCACGGCGCCUCACAGCACAACCUGGCCACCCCCUGACGAUGUUGUGCACGCUCUUUCCUCCGGCCUCCUAGUCCUUGCCUUCUCUCCAACCCUGCCUGUCUCUGCCAGUGUUCCCUCCCCCUCCUCCUUCCUCCGGUCCUCCUCCCUCUCCGCUGCCACGCUCUCCCGCCCCUCCCCUUCCUCGCUUCCUCACAACCCCUCGUCUCAGCCGCUCUCACCAGCAGCAGUAGCGGCAGUGCGAGCAGUGGCGAGCCAGUGUGUGUCACGCCUCAAGGGUCUUCUCACACCACAAGGAGGAGGCCAGGGAAGGCUUGACAGUGGUGGCGGGCAUGACGGGAGGAGUGGGUGGCUGCCUGAAACAGCGGAGGAGGUAGCAGGGAUCCAAGCACAGCUGGCAGUGGCACAGCGCGUGCUGCCUGAUUGGCUGGGAGUGCACCGCGCUGCACAGGAGGCUGCUGCAGUGCACACGCUUGCCGUGCUCCUCGCGACCGGCUCCGAGUUCUGCCCGCAAUGUCUGUCGGAAACGUUCUCAGGGCCCGGCCUCGCGACGCACAAGAUCAUAUCGGCGCGCUUCUUCCUCGACACGCUUCGAUCCGAGCCCGACCUAUGCCGUCUGGUCGCGGCCGAGUCGCAUUACCUGCUCGCGGUUCCGCUCGUGCAGGCCCUCGCGUGCUCGCGAGACGAGGAGCUGGCGGCGACGUUAGCGGACUUGGUGGUCUUUCUCGUGAGCAAGGGGAGCGGUCGAGGCGGACGAAACGACGCGAGCGGGAGCGACGAGGGGUUGCUGCUGGAGAAUCUGGUUCGCGCGGUGGCGGUGGAGAUGGAUAAGGUCCCCGUCGCCUCCUCCUCCAGCGGCCACUGCUUCUUGCUGGUCCUUCUGGGGAAGCUCCUGACGGUCGCAUGCAACCGCUACAGCGCGUUGCCAGCGUGGUUGGCGCAGCAGAGCGGCCUGUGGAGUCACGUGGUCAGCACGCUUCACAAGCAGGCACAGGACAGCAUCCGUGCAGAGAGCCUGUUCGUCCUGCACAAGCUCUGCAGCCUGCCAGGUGGCAUGCAGCUAUUGGAGGAGAAGCUGCCUGGCAUGGUGUGUGCGGGCAUCGCCCUGCUGCUCUCCACGGACAGCAACGACGUCUCUGCCAACUGCGUCGCCCUCCUCACCGCCCUCUCCGCUCCCUCCCACCCUGCCUUCACGCUCUCCUCACUCGCGCGUUUAGACCACCCAGAAGCGCAGCAGGCGGGAGGUGCUGCCAUGCACGGGCUUGGCUCGCAGGGCUGCGUGGCUGUGGGUUCUCAGAACCCCCGUGCGAGCCAGGCCAUGCACACACAGGGCAAGGCCCCCCUGGGCCUGCGCAUGAUGCUGUGCGAGGGGCUCAAGAAGACACUGCUCGCUGCUGACUCCGCCCUGCACCUCGCAGCCCUGCACCUCAUCUCCCAACUCGCUCUCUCCUGUACGCCCUCGAAUGAUGGCUCUGCCUCAGACGAACGGUCCAGAUUCGACUGGGUGGCGGGGGAGGCGUGGGAGGAGGACUGGUGUAACCAGGAUGAUAUGAGGGGGGGUGAUGGUGGGGGGAUGGUGGAUGAACGGGGAGCAGCGGCGCUACAGGCGAUGCUGGAUGAGGGGCUGGCAGAGCACGUCUUUGAGCUGCUCCGCUCUGCACACAGCGGUCUAGUAGCGGACCCGUUGGUGCCGGCCGCCCUCUCAUGCCUGCUGCACCUCGCAGCGUCGCCUGGACCUGCAGGGCAGGCGUUUGCACGGCGCUUUGUGUUUGGCUUCGACACGCUCACAUCGCUGCUGCACAACGCCACAGAGGCCAACGACUUCCACCUGCAGGCGCUCUCCAUCUCCGUCUUCCUGCACGCCCUGCGCUCCGCGCGUGCCAGCCCUAGGGAUGCCAGUCAGUUCCCUCCAGCAAGGCUGCACGGGCUGGCGUCUGCUCUGGCAGGGGUGGUGCGGCGGUUCUGCGUGGACGCACGGGAGAGGAAGCGGUGGGCGCUGGACCAGAAUGAAGCCUUCUCCACCGCCUGCUUCGCCCUCGCUGUGCUCGCCACGUGGCAGAGCAUCAUUGGCACAGAGAACAUGCAGCUGCUGCGGUUGUUGGAGCAGUGUGUGGGUGAUGGGGCGUCUAUUCUGCCAGCCCUUCAGGACGUGCCCAGCACGGGUGGGUCACUCACAGGCACGGGCGCCAAGCUCCAAGGGGCAUCCUCAGCAGCCCUCCCUGCAGCUGCAUGUGGUGCUGCAGGUGGGACGGAUGAGGUGGCUGUGGCUGUUCUCACCUUCCUGCACGCCUGUGCUCAGCGCUUCCUGCAUGCCCAGGGAAACUCACUCAACUCCACUCCUUCUGCCGCUGCUGCUCUGACAUCGUCCCAGCAGGACGUGGGGCUGUUGGCGAUGGUGGGGGGAUCACAGGGCGCUCCCAUGUUCCACAGCAGCCAGCAGGAGGGCGUGGGAAGGGGCUCAGCGAACCUUGGUAGAGCAGGCGGGGCGUACAUGCGAGGGAAGGCUGAUAAGACUCAAGAGUGGGGUGCAAAGGCGCCCUCUGUGUCUCCGUCUCACACCCCCACAGCCCUGCAGUGCUGCCUUGACGACAUAGCCGCUGCUCUCAUGGCUGCUGCGGACAUGCAUGUUGCCCCCUUCAUGUUCUCCCUGCACCCACAGCCGCAACCUCCACCUGGUCACAUGCACGCGCCCCAACCUGCAGCACCACCACUGCCUUUUACCGACCCUGCGGCCAUUCUCUCCCGCGCAUACGACGUGCUCAGCCACGUGCUAGCGUGUCCCCUGCCCUCCCUCGCACCCAUCGCACGCCAGUUCGCAGCCAAGCUCGCCUCCAGCUGGACCCUCUCCCUCGUCUUCUCCUCGCUGCAAGCCUUUCACCCGCCCGCUGCCUCCUCACGUGCAGCCCCAUCCUGGCGGCCCCAGUCUGUCGCUGCACCCCAGGCGUCAGAGGCCAGCAAGUGGGACGUGCUGCGCAGGGCAAGCCUGCGGUUCGCGGUGCUGCUGGCUACCGUGGCGGCAACAGGCGAGGAGGGGCAAGCGGUGGUGCAGUGGGUGGUGGGCGUGGCAGGGGUGGAGCGCAUGCCGUGGGCUGUCAGUGACAUGGUGCUGCUGCUCGCACAGGGCCGGGGGCAACCGGAUGCUGGCAGGAUGGCAAGAGAUAUGCAGUGGCGCUACCAGGGGAGCGAGAGCAGGGAGGGGAGUGCUGGUGAGGAGGAGGAGGUGCAGGCGGUGCAGUGGGUGGUGCUGCUGAUUCUGUACGCUGCUGUUCAAUUCGACGAUAGGCUGGUGGACUAUGAGGACAUGCUUGGCGCGCUGCAGAGCUUGGUUCUCUCCAACCGCAUCCCACCACUCGGAUCGCCACUCCUCCCCCUCCCCUCCCUCUCACUUUCUCCCCACAACCACCCCUCGGACGCCCACUCGCCCCCACCCGCCACCGCCACCCGCUCCACCUUCUUCCUGCUGGUGUUCCUGUCGCUGCACGCGCUGCUGCGCCCCUGCUGCUCCACCGUCUCGUUUGACGCGCAGCACCGCCUCCUCUGCUUCCUGCACCGCCACGCUGCGGCCCUCUCAUUCCCCCUCACCGCCUGGCACCUGGCUCUACCGCACUGGAUCCUACUACAGGACGGUUUGGAGGAGCUGAGCCACAGCCUCGUCCACUCCUGGCUCUGCGCUGCUGCUGCCCCCCUGCCGCCUCCCUCUGCCUCAGGCCCCUCCCCCGGAACCAGCAAUGCAGCAGUAGCAGCAGCAGGCAGCGGUGGUGGCAGUUUAAGGAAUGUAGGUGAGAGUUGGGGCGCUGGUGCUGCGGGUGGUGAGACGCCGGAGCUGGAUGCUCUCGGUAGCUUGCUCAGCCAUGGCAGUGAGAGCAGCAAUGCGAGCAGCCAUGGAGUGGAUGAGAUGAGCGGUGACAAGGAGGAGGCAGGGAGGCGGUGUGCUAGGGUGGUGGCGGGGGUGGUGAGGGAGAUGUGGAGGGCGAGGGGGGAGUGGCAGCAGCUGGCACAGGUGACUGAGGCUCUGGCGAUCCUGGUGGACAGGCAUCCGCACUUGAGUGCCCGAUUGGAGCAAGGGGCGCUCUCAACCAUGUACAUAGAGGCCAUGCUGCUGAGCGGCUCUAACCUACUGCCGCCUCUGCUGCUCUCCACCCUGCACCUGCUGGCGCGCCUGCUCUCUCACCUGCCCCCCAAGCCCCCCGUCCCUCCGCGCAUGGGAGGGCGGCUGCAGUCACCGCCACAGCAGGCAACAGCGUGGGAACGCUUAGCGCAGCAGGUGCUGAUUGUGGUUGAGCCACUGGUGGAACCUACUGCUGUCAGCAGCACUGCGAGCGCUGCUCCUCCCACUCUCUCACAACAACAGCAGCCGCAGCAGCAGCAGCAGCAAUAUAGCCAGGCAUACAGGCAGGCACAGGUGCAUAGUGGUGAUGGUGGCGCAGGGAGCGAGCAGGAGGAGCGUGGCGAGAGGGAGCAGGUGCUGGUGGGGGCGUUGAGCGUGAUCAACGCACUGCUGUGGCACGCAACAACACUCUACACACCCAGUGGCGCUGACCCAUGCAGCCAACCCAACGAGCUCAACGGAGCAAGAUCGGGCAGCAGUCGUACAGUGGGCGAUGCGCGGCUGAUGGCAGUGGUGGAGGCAAACGAGGACGUGGUGAAUGCGGCUGGCACCAUCAUGAUGAGCGCGGCUCUUGUGGGCUUCACAGAGGGGUGUGUGCGGGCUGCUGCACGUGGCAUCUGUGGAACCACUGGUGAUCUCGAGGACACGCCAGCAGUGGCUGGUGGGGGGACGCAAGGAGGGGGAUGUGGUGUGGGUGUGGUGCAGGCGCGAGGGAGUGGGGGAGUGUGGCAAGGCUACUCCUGCCGUGUGCUGCUCUCCUGUCUCACCUUCUUCAACCUGCGUGUCUCAUGGUACGUACGCCCCUGCCCCCUCCACCCUACCACUAAUGAUGCAUGCACCAUAUGCUCCUACACCUCACCAGCUCUCACAGCCGGCAGCUCUCACAAGCAUGCCCUCUCUGCUGCCUGCCCCAACUGCCUGUCCUCCCACCACAGGGUGCAUGCACUCGAGGCUGCAUCCAUUCUCCCCUCAGGCAUUCCACCUCUCAAUCUCUCGCUGCGAUUCUCGCCUCCAUCGCCGCAACCAGCAGCGACACCAGCAGCCAUACCAGCAGCAGCAGCUGAAAGCGCCACUAGUCCUGCCGCAGGCUGUGCCAGUCAGGGCGACCCAGCAGCCCCCAUGCGGCAGGCGCAGCAGCAGGAGCGCCCCGCCGUGCUGAGCUUGGCCUCCGCUUGCGACCUCGCUGCCAUUCUGCUCGCGGCCGCUGCCGCCCAGCUGCCCGCCACCGUGGCCGCACACAGCAGAGAGCAGCGGGUGGGAGGAGCAGCGGGACCAGGCCGUCCCCCUGGGAACAGCAGUGGUUGCGGCAAGGCCGAUGGGGAUGAGAGGAAGGGAGCGGAGAGCAGGUCAUGGGCAGGGAGGGCGGGUGGGAGAUGCGGGCAUGCGAGCAUGCAAGACUCCUUUGUGGCUGCUGACCUUGCCUCGUGCGCCCUGCUCUCCUGCCUCUCCUCUCUCGCCCUCCCUGCACGUGCCUCCUCAGCACAUCGCCCUGCACUACCCUUGGACCAAGGCGGCUCUGUCCCUUUUGCCCAUCCUGCCGUACCACCCCUGCUGCCUGCACCAGUGAACACCCCAGGUGAAAGCAACCUACGCUUGUCACAGCAGGAGCAGCAGGAGCGCCAGUAUGAUGUACCAUCCACUCAGCCCUCCCCCCUGACCCCUCCCACUCCUGCUCCCCCCACUGCUCUCCCUCCCCUCCCUGCCGCUGUCUUCUGGCCGAUCGCUGCUGCGCUGCAGCAUGCAGCCUCGUGCCCACACCCCCCUGUGCGGCGCAACACGUGCCUCGCACUCUCCCUACUGCUGCACUGCUUUGAUCCAGCCUCUGUCGCUCUCCCCCUGGCAGCCAGCCCCUGGACUCGCCUGCUGCUAGACGAUGCCCUUGCCUCUAUCACUGCCGCCGCUGCUGCCACUGCUGCUGGACCUUCUGCUGCCGCUGUCACUGCUGCUGCACCAGAUGCAGCAGCGGUGCGAGCAGGUGAGAGCAGGCCUGCUGGGGAAGCAGUGAAAGCCCAGUCCUCCUCGUGCCCCUCGCCCGCCCUGCUGGACCUCCUGCUCUCCCACAGCCUAGAAGCCCUCCACAUCGCUGCCUCCUGCUUUCACCUCGCCCCACCCACCGCCCCUCCUCGAUGGCUCUCUCAAAUCUUCCAACCUGCCCGGGUCUCUGCUCUCGUGGGCUCGCUCUGGCGAACCCGCCAGCUGUCUCUGCCCGCCAUCGCCACGUGUCACAGGCUCAUUGGUGCGGGCCUGCUACCUCGCGCUGUUCUGCCCCAGCUUCUGGACCUCGUUCAGCCACAGCACAGCACCGGCAGCAACACCACCAGCAACUCCUCGUCCACGCUUACUGUUCGGCCUGUCUGGCUGGCGGGUUGCCUUGUGCUCUGCAGCCUCUCCAUCCCUGCCGCUCUCUCCAAUCCCUGUCUCGUGGACCCCUCGCUCCCUGCCACCCUGUCACAGCAGUGCGCUGCGUUCCUUGCCCUGCACGCCAAGCUGCCUCGCUGCACGCACUACCACCGCAAGCCCAGCUUGCACUGUGCGGUGAAAUCCCCUGCCUGGUGUUCAGUGCCUUUCGCCCCCUGCCUGGUGUUGGGUGGUGGGUUCCACUGUCCACUGCCAGUGAAGAGGAUUAGUG